GGAAAAUGUCGUCAAACGUCGACCUUUGCUCUACUGAUCACUCUUUACGCCCUUUCCAGUCUGUCUCCUGGCAUCGCUUUCAAGUCGGCUCUCGGGUCCAGGAGAAAGCGCUCGAUUCGAUGAAACCACGGCACGACCGUUGGGCACUUUCGAGGCUCACAAUCAUGAUUGUCCAUGUCUCAAUGGCAUUGUUGUGGUCUUGAUGGGUUUCCAAGAAAUGAUCAUUUCGCGAUCUCUAUUACUGGGCUGAGCUGGCCGAGG
Aureobasidium subglaciale EXF-2481 is the source of this 261-nucleotide messenger RNA. RefSeq lists its product as uncharacterized. Lineage: Eukaryota; Fungi; Ascomycota; Dothideomycetes; Dothideales; Saccotheciaceae. The transcript has a single exon. The record is from RefSeq and is a predicted model, not a curated record. Bases 6 to 203 code for a protein of 65 amino acids.